GGAGGAGCCGCCGCCGCAGCCCGCCGCGCCCGAGAGCCUGGAGGCCGCGCCAGCCCACGGGAGAGACCGAGCGGGAGCCGCGGAGCAGCAGGCCCGAGCCGAGCGCACCGGGGCCUGGACGCCGCCCGGAGAAAAUGAAUUUACAACUGAUUUUCUGGAUUGGGCUGAUUGGUUCAGUUUGCUGUGUGUUUGGCCAAGCAGAUGAAAAUAGAUGUUUAAAAGCAAAUGCCAAAUCAUGUGGAGAAUGUAUACAAGCAGGGCCAAAUUGCGGAUGGUGUACGAAUUCAACAUUUUUACAAGAAGGAAUGCCUACUUCUGCACGGUGUGAUGAUUUAGAAGCUUUAAAAAAGAAGGGUUGCCAUCCAGAUGACAUAGAAAAUCCCAGAGGCUCCAAAGAUAUAAAGAAAAAUAAAAAUGUAACCAACCGUAGCAAAGGAACAGCAGAGAAGCUCCAGCCAGAAGAUAUUACUCAGAUCCAACCUCAGCAGUUGGUUUUGCAAUUACGAUCAGGGGAGCCACAGAUAUUUACGUUAAAAUUUAAGAGAGCUGAAGACUAUCCUAUUGAUCUCUACUACCUUAUGGACCUCUCCUACUCUAUGAAAGAUGAUUUGGAGAAUGUUAAAAGUCUCGGAACGGAUCUCAUGAAUGAAAUGAGAAGGAUUACUUCAGACUUCCGAAUUGGAUUUGGCUCAUUUGUGGAGAAAACUGUGAUGCCUUAUAUUAGUACAACACCAGCCAAGCUGAGGAACCCUUGCACAAGUGAACAGAACUGCACCAGCCCAUUUAGCUACAAAAAUGUGCUUAGUCUUACUGAUAAAGGGGAAGUAUUUAAUGAACUUGUUGGUAAACAGCACAUAUCUGGAAAUUUGGAUUCUCCCGAAGGUGGCUUUGAUGCCAUCAUGCAAGUUGCGGUUUGUGGAUCCUUGAUCGGCUGGAGGAAUGUUACACGACUGCUGGUGUUUUCCACGGAUGCUGGGUUUCACUUUGCCGGAGAUGGCAAACUUGGUGGCAUUGUUUUACCAAAUGAUGGACAGUGUCACCUGGAAAAUGAUAUGUACACAAUGAGCCAUUAUUAUGAUUAUCCUUCUAUUGCUCACCUUGUCCAGAAACUAAGUGAAAAUAACAUUCAGACAAUUUUUGCAGUUACAGAAGAAUUUCAGCCUGUUUACAAGGAACUGAAAAAUUUGAUCCCUAAGUCAGCAGUAGGAACAUUAUCUGCAAAUUCCAGCAACGUAAUUCAGUUGAUUAUUGAUGCCUACAAUUCCCUAUCCUCAGAAGUCAUUUUGGAAAAUAGCAAGUUGCCAGAAGGAGUAACAAUAAAUUACAAAUCUUACUGUAAGAAUGGGGUGAACGGAACUGGGGAGAAUGGAAGAAAAUGUUCCAAUAUUUCCAUUGGAGAUGAGGUUCAAUUUGAAAUUAGCAUAACUUCAAAUAAAUGUCCAAAUAAGAAUUCUGAAACCAUUAAAAUUAAGCCUCUAGGCUUUACUGAAGAAGUAGAAGUUAUUCUUGAGUUCAUCUGUGAAUGUGAAUGCCAAAGUGAAGGCAUCCCUAGCAGUCCAAAGUGUCAUGAAGGAAAUGGGACGUUCGAGUGUGGAGCUUGCAGGUGCAACGAGGGCCGAGUUGGUAGACAUUGCGAAUGUAGCACGGAUGAAGUGAACAGUGAAGAUAUGGAUGCUUACUGCAGGAAAGAAAACAGUUCGGAAAUCUGUAGCAACAAUGGAGAGUGUGUCUGUGGACAGUGUGUUUGUAGGAAGAGAGAUAAUACAAAUGAAAUUUAUUCUGGAAAAUUCUGCGAGUGUGAUAAUUUCAACUGCGAUAGAUCCAAUGGCUUAAUUUGUGGAGGAAAUGGUGUUUGCAAGUGUCGCGUGUGCGAGUGCAACCCCAACUACACUGGCAGUGCCUGUGACUGUUCUCUGGACACGACUUCGUGCCUGGCCACGAACGGACAGAUCUGCAAUGGCCGGGGCGUCUGCGAGUGUGGCGCCUGUAAGUGCACCGACCCCAAGUUCCAAGGGCCGACCUGUGAGAUGUGUCAGACCUGCCUCGGUGUCUGUGCGGAACAUAAAGAAUGUGUUCAGUGCAGAGCCUUCAAUAAAGGAGAAAAGAAAGACACAUGUGCACAGGAAUGUUCACAUUUCAACAUCACCAAGGUUGAAAAUCGGGACAAAUUACCGCAGCCAGGCCAGGUUGAUCCCCUGUCCCACUGUAAGGAGAAGGAUGUUGACGACUGCUGGUUCUAUUUCACAUACUCAGUAAAUGGGAACAAUGAGGCCAUCGUUCAUGUUGUAGAGACUCCGGAGUGUCCCACUGGUCCAGACAUCAUUCCAAUUGUAGCUGGCGUGGUUGCUGGCAUUGUUCUUAUUGGCCUUGCAUUGCUGCUGAUUUGGAAGCUUUUAAUGAUAAUUCAUGACAGAAGGGAAUUUGCGAAAUUUGAAAAGGAGAAAAUGAAUGCCAAAUGGGACACGCAAGAAAAUCCGAUUUACAAGAGUCCUAUUAAUAAUUUCAAGAAUCCAAACUAUGGACGUAAAGCUGGUCUCUAAGUUGCCGGUGAAAAUCCGAUUUAUAAGAGUGCUGUGACAACUGUUGUCAAUCCAAAGUACGAGGGCAAAUGAGCUUGACCUGUGCAGACUGACGACACUGAGUGCAGAGUGGUAAUUUUCACAGUCACAGUGAGGUAGCUUUAGGGCAGUAGCACUAUGAUUUCUCUCAUGUGCAGUUUUUGAAAAUGUACAAUAUGUAUAAUUUAAAAAGGUUUUUAUUUUGAAAAUAAUGUUAUAAUCAAUGCCAGGGACUGACAAAAAACUUGAGACAGGAUGCUUAUCCUCGUCAGCAAAGGUCACUUUGUGCCUUUUUGACCUUUUCCUCCUGGACUGUUGAAAUCAGGCUCUUACUGGGGAUUAAGUGAUAUUGCUAGAGUGAUUGAAAGGACAGUAGUUAAAGUAACGAGUAUGCUGAGAGUUUCCAUUAAUCAAGUAUUAAAAUUGAUUUUUAGCUUUACAGAUAUGUCAGGUUUUAGUUUUACAGACUCCAAAGUAAAUGUCCGACGUAGCUAGUUUAGAAUUGUUUUAAAUUUGUUAUUUUGCUCUUUGCCUAGUAGACAAGACUGAUGACAUAUCUGAAAGAUUGAGCAUAUUGGGGAUUACUGGUGUAAAAUAGUUUUGAAAUAUUUGAUCUACAGAGGCCACGGGAGAAAGAGAGUUAGGAAGGGAAAACAUAGCUUUAAAACCUGUGUGCCAUUUUAAGAGUUACUUAAUCUUGGUAACUCUUUGCCUUCACUUUAGAAAGUCAAGCCUUGGAUAAAAGUAUGGGAAAUUUUCUGCAAAAAAGUCCUUAAUUUAGCAUCAUUUACAUAAUGGCCUUAAUUUACAAAAUAUUUGCUGAAUUGAGGACCUUUGAGGGAAUUUAUUUUAUUCAUUGUAUUUCUUUUAAAGCCUGGUGCUUUUUAUCACCUCACCUCUUCUAAUCAUUUAAUGUAUUUGUUUGCAAUUUGUGGGGUUAGACUUUUUUUUUUACCAGUACUUUUUCUUUGACAUUUCAGCUGUAAAUUUGCCUUUUUAAUGAACAUGUGAAGUUGUCCUCAGUCCCUACUUAACUCACGUCCCCCCUUUGGCCCACACUAUAACAGACCACUGUAUAUUUCCUUCUCACUGUUUGCCCAUUUUGUUUCAUCUAGUCAUAUUCUUGUGUUAAGUGCCUUUUAAUUUUAACAGUUCACUUUUUACAUGCUGUUUACUGAAGUUAUUUAUUAAAUAAAUAUGCCUAAAAUAUGUAA
Molecule: messenger RNA, 3772 nt
Organism: Lontra canadensis (Northern American river otter)
Lineage: Eukaryota; Metazoa; Chordata; Mammalia; Carnivora; Mustelidae
Gene: ITGB1
Product: integrin subunit beta 1
Exons: 17
Coding region: 135-2540 (801 amino acids)
Biological process (GO): cell migration; cell-matrix adhesion; integrin-mediated signaling pathway
Cellular component (GO): integrin complex; focal adhesion; cell surface
Molecular function (GO): laminin binding; fibronectin binding; C-X3-C chemokine binding
Source: RefSeq, a predicted model, not a curated record